UCUCUGGGAGGCGGGGGGGUCCUGGAUUCCUGUUGCAGAAUGGGAACUCAUGUUCCAAGACUCGAUUCCUCAUGACUGGUCCUUGGAAUCUGGUGAAGGGAGACUUUCCCCAACUCUUCAACCCUUAACAUACGUGUGCGGGCCCUCGGGCCUUAGCCAGACCCUUCUCGGGCCCUUUCUGAACUCGGCCCUCGGCUUCGCCCAACCCCUAAGGUUGGGUGUUUUGUGCUAGAGGAGUCACUCAAGGAGUGCUGGGGAGAGCUGGGGUUCCUUUUCCCACAGCCACAGACGCAUUUCUCAAAAUGGAGCCUCCACUUGCCCCUCCUUCUCUCUCGGGCUCCAAGAGCGGGAGCGGGGCCGGCUGGGCCUCGCUUUCCAGAUGCCUGGCUCCGGCUCCCUGGGUGUCUGGGUCACAGGGCCCAGUUUUAUGUUGUUUCUGGGUUUAGGGGCCCCUGGAUCCGUGAGGUUCAGGGUUCCCCCUCCUCACUGAGCCUGCCUGUUUCCUUGUCUGCCUGACCCUGAAGGCUCUGCGUCUUUGUCUCUUGUCUUUUGGGUCCCUGUCUCUCUGAGUUUGUCUCCUCCCCUCAGUUUUCACUUUCUCUGUGCUCACUGAAGUGGAGAAAUACAGAGGUGCAAGACCCUACUGCCCUCUAAGAAGCCACUUCCUCAAUAUUUUCUCCAUGUCCUGGAGUGGCCUGGGAGAAGGUAGAGGAGUGGGUGUUCCAUCUGCUUUGCUCAGGGCUUGCACUUGUGGGGUGGAUACUGCUCACCCCUAGCUCCCAGCUCUUCCUUCCUCCGCCUGGACAUCUCCCUGGGUCUCAGGAUCUUUUGACUUGAGGAUGGGGGAGGGGGGGACUUAAUGAAACACAAGAAAGAAGGGGAACAGAUUGACCAGGCAAAGGAAUCAGAUGUCUUUCCUCUCCCACACUCCAGUGAGUGACAGAAACCAAGCUCCCACUCACCUCGUUGGCCCUGCAUGCCACUGACUCCCAGCCUCUCUCACACAUGCUCCUGUUCACACACUCCUUGAUAGACAUUUGUGGACACUCGCUUUUCUGUACAUACACUCGUGUAAGAUACAUGGGAGUUUACACAUAAGCUUGGAUAUAUAAGUGGACAUCCAAAUAUUCAUCUAGUGUUAGUCGCAUAUCACAAAUCCACUUAUGUAUGCAUUUGUAACUUUCAAUACUUUCUAAGAGUGACACCUUAUUUACACACAUACUCUUGUAAGAUAUGGACAUGUGAAUUCACACAUAUAUGUGAAUGUAUCCAUAUGUUUCUACUCACAUUCAUAUUUUCACACACAUUUCUAUAUACACCCUGCUUAUUUCCAUGCUCCACUGUGCACAGUCUCACACACACAAGUAAGUAAAUACACACACUCCUGCUCCUACGCGAUUCUCUGUCCACAUCUUGGCCCAUGCUCUGUGUGAUGACUUCAGCAGAUGCCUGAGUCCUGGUCUUCAGCCUCAGGAUGGGGGAGGAGGGAGUUCCUGGUGGAGACUUGCUGUCCCCUUCCAGGAAGGAGCAGGGCCUGGGAAGGUGGAGCCCUCUUCCCUGGGUUCCAGUGAAGUGAGAUCUAGGAUCAGCUGCCAGAGGUGAUGGUGGGGCUUCUACCCUCACCCGCUCUGGGUCACUCUGGGGAACAUCUAAAGCUGGAAGGUUUCGUAGAUGUUGGCAGUGGUCCUGUGUAUGCUCCUUUAGGCCUAACCAAUUGGGUGUGGUGAGGCUGGGUGUUGUGAUGGCAAUAAGCAUAAGCCUGCAUCUACCAUUGAGAGGCAGGAGACCCCAGAGGGCACCUGUGGGCUCUAGAAGAGCUCUGGAUUUCUUGUUUGGCCAGCUCCACCCUUGCCGCCUCUCUGUCUGGGAGAAACUGAGGCCCAGCUGGGGGAGGCUGGGCACUGCCUGGCCUUAGCUGUUUGUUCCCUAAUUACCAUCUGAGUUGCUGACUGCAUCCCUGUGGUUGCUUACCUCUGCCCAAACUGCCCUCUAAUGAGGCCAUCUGUCCCAGGGGACCAGGGACCUGUGCUGGGAGCUGGUAGAGAAGGCUCCCUCCCUAACUUGAGUCCUUGCCUCUGUAGGGAUGCAGGUUUGAGCUGAGGCCUGGGCCUCUUCUGCCAUGGGUCCCACAUAACCACCAGAUCUCCCCUCCCCUUGUCAUCUUGCUAGGUGGACUGAGUCUUCAGCCAUGUUCAGACCUGAGCUGGACAAUGGUCUAGGGCUCAGGGAGAACCGAGGUUCAUGCCAGUGCUCGAAGGGGAGCCUCUGGGGGCAUCAGGCAUUGUUACUGACAUCAGGAGGCUGUUUCCAGGAGAGGGACUCGGGGCCUUGCAUAGAGAGGGGGCUCAAGGUGGAGUGAGUCUAACACCACUGCCCUGCUCACAGGUUCCCCUGGAGGCCUUCGGCCAGGCCUGAGCAACUGUUGCUAUGGCCAUUGUACAGACUCUGCCAGUGCCACUGGAGCCCACUCCUGAGGCCGCCACUGCCCCACAAGCUCCAGCCAUGGGCAGUGUGAGCAGCCUCAUCUCAGGCCGGCCCUGCCCCGGAGGGCCGGCUCCUACCCGCCACCAUGGCCCCACUGGGCCCACCUUCUUCCGGCAGCAGGAUGGGCUGCUGCGGGGUGGCUAUGAGGCACAGGAACCGCUUUGCCCAGCUGUGCCCCCCAGGAAGACUGUCCCUGGCACCACCUUCACAUACAUCAAUGAGGACUUCCGGACAGAGUCACCCCCCAGCCCAAGCAGUGAUAUUGAGGAUGCCCGAGAGCAGCGGGCACGCAAUGCCCAUCUUCGUGGCCCGCCUCCAAAGCUCAUUCCUGUCUCUGGAAAACUGGAGAAGAACAUGGAGAAAAUCCUGAUUCGCCCAACAGCCUUCAAGCCAGUGUUGCCCAAACCUCGAGGGGCGCCAUCUCUCCCCAGCUUCCUGGGUCCUCGGGCCACCGGACUGUCUGGGAGCCAGGGCAGCCUAACACAGCUGUUUGGGGGCCCUGCUUCCUCCUCCUCUUCCUCCUCUUCCUCGGCUGCUGACAAACCCCUGGCACUGAGUGGCUGGGCCAGUGGCUGCCCAUCAGGGACACUGUCUGACUCUGGCCGAAACUCACUGUCUAGCCUGCCUACUUACAGCACCGGGGGUGCUGAGCCGGCCACCAACUCCCCAGGUGGGCACCUGCCCUCCCAUGGCCCUGGGCGGGGGGCACUGCCAGGGCCAGCCCGAGGGGCCCCUGCUGGGCCCUCCCACUCAGACAGUGGCCGGUCUUCCUCCAGCAAGAGCACAGGCUCUGUGGGGGGUCGCGUGGCUGGGGUGUUCUUGGGCAGCGGUCCACGGGCUUCCCCUGACAGCAGCUCCUGUGUUUUCCCUUCGGAUGAGGCCCUGCUGCACUGUGUCCUGGAAGGGAAGCUCCGAGACCGAGAGACAGAGCUACAACAGCUGCGGGACAGUCUGGAUGACAGCGAGGUGUACGAGGAGCGGCAGCGGCACUGGCAGCGGGAGCGCGAGGCCCUGCGAGAGGACGGUGCGGCCCAGGCGCAGCGGGCACAGCGGGCCCAACAGCUGCUGCAGCUGCAGGUGUUCCAGCUGCAGCAGGAGAAGCGGCAGCUACAGGACGACUUUGUGCAGCUCCUGCAGGAGCGUGAGCAGCUGGAGCGGCGCUGCGCCACCUUCGAGCGGGAGCAGCGGGAGCUCGGGCCACGGCUGGAGGAGACCAAGUGGGAGGUGUGCCAGAAAUCAGGCGAGAUCUCCCUGCUGAAGCAGCAGCUGAAGGAGUCUCAGGCAGAGCUGGUGCAGAAGGGCAGUGAGCUGGUGGCCCUUCGGGUGGCACUUCGGGAGGCCCGGGCUGCGCUGCGGGUCAGUGAGGGCCGGGCACGGGGCCUCCAGGAGGCAGCCCGAGCACGAGAGCUGGAGCUGGAGACCUGUUCCCAAGAGCUGCAGCGGCACCGCCAGGAGGCCGAGCGGCUGCGGGAGAAAGCUGGGCAGUUGGAUACAGAGGCAGCUGGACUCCGGGAACCCCCUGUGCCACCUGCCGCUGCUGACCCAUUCCUCCUGGCAGAGAGUGAUGAGGCCAAGGCACAACGGGUAGCAGCUGGGGUCGGGGGCAGCCUGCGGGCCCAGGUGGAGCGGCUGCGGGUGGAGCUGCAGCGGGAACGGCGAAGGGGCGAGGAGCAGAGGGACAGCUUUGAGGGAGAACGGCUGGCCUGGCAGGCAGAGAAGGAGCAGGUGAUCCGCUACCAGAAGCAACUGCAGCACAACUAUAUCCAGAUGUACCGGCGGAACCGGCAGCUGGAGCAGGAGCUGCAGCAGCUCAGCUUGGAGCUGGAGGCCCGGGAGCUCGCUGACCUGGGCCUGGCCGAGCCAGCGCCCUGCAUCUGCCUGGAGGAGAUCACUGCCACCGAAAUUUAGGGCCCUCGGCAUCCCAGGUUUGUGGGGAGCUCUACUGAAAGGGGACAGUAGCCUGAGGUCCACUGAGAACCCAGGAGCCACUUGCCCCCUGAGAUCCAGGCCUCUGGGCCUCUGCCAGGAACUCGGGGCCAUCCCGUAACUUGGAUGAGCAAGAUUAGACUCCUUGGAGGUCCUCAUGUUCACUGUCACCCAGAGGCUCCUAGUCACUAUUUCACUGCCCACCUGCUGCCACUCUGUCAACACCAUUUACCCCAGAUGCUCACCAGUUCACUCCGCCAGGGGGCUAGGGAGAGAAAGGGGCUCCCUCAUCUCCACAUUCUGCCCCAACCCAAAGCCAGAGAGAGCCAGACAAUGCCAGCUGCUCCAGAUGUGCCUGCCUUCACCCUGCCCUUGUUGGGGGACAGGGCUGGGACUGAGUUCUGUUCCCCACCUUCCAGCUCUGCAUCCCCUUUCCUGAGGUGAGGGGACUGUAGUCAGACCAAAGGAAAAACUCAGAAAGAAAUGUCUUGUUUAUUUGUGUUUGUGACCAAGGGGCCCCUCCCCGCACCCAGAUUUAUGGCCUCGUUUUCACUUGUAUAUUUUUCACACUGUAAAUUUCUUGUACAAACCCAAAGAAAAAAUUAAAAAAAAAUUUUGUUUUUAAAAA
Messenger RNA from Pteropus alecto (black flying fox), 5038 nucleotides. RefSeq names its product leucine zipper tumor suppressor 2 (gene LZTS2). The record is from RefSeq and is a predicted model, not a curated record. The coding region runs from base 2428 to 4392 and encodes 654 amino acids. The transcript is spliced from 4 exons. Gene Ontology annotation, biological process: negative regulation of canonical Wnt signaling pathway; cell division. NCBI's taxonomy places the organism in Eukaryota, Metazoa, Chordata, Mammalia, Chiroptera, Pteropodidae.